UAAACCAUCGGAAAUUAAACCGCCAGCGUCGAAAAUGGCUACUUGUGGAGCAUGAGCAGUCGACAAAUUUCUUCACUUCUGACCGGCAUUCUCAAAUAGACUGUACAAAGUGCUUUGCAUUUUAUUGUUAACGGAAUUAAGAUGGCCUCAGGUGGAUAUCAUUCCAAUAAGCAGGCCAAGUCUGAAACAAAGCGUCGUAGCAACUGGCAGCGCUCCGUGAGUUCCGACAGAGAUGAUGCUCAGAGUUUGAACAGCUUUCCCAGUGACAUUCGGAUUAAUAAUUGGGACUUGAGUGAUCUCCGUCCAACUAACUUAACUGGUGACUCUAAGCGAAGGAAAAAGUCAAAGGGAAAUCCAGAGAGGGAACGCGAGCAGUCUUUGUCAAUGGAUUCACCGCCCCAUGGAGAUGGAAAACAGCACACCCCCUCCACCUAUCCCCGCACUAAACUGACUCCCAGCACACCGACCUCACAAAGGGUCGCCCUGGAGAAUUUGAAACAGCACAUGACGUUCAGUGAUCUAGAAGAUCAAGUUAGCACAGAUGGUGAAAGGAAUAAUGAGCGGCAGUUUUCUCAGAGUAGGCGCAGGCUGCAGAAUGCAUCGUUCAAUAGAACCGAGUCGGACACAGAUGGCAAAGGGGCCAGAGAGAGGCGAGUGAAUAGGAAUAACAACAUGGACUAUUCUGCUAACAGGGAGUCUGGUGUAAGUCCGGACAGGAAUGAGAUAGUGGCUCGUCUCAUGCAGAUUCGGGACUUCAUGAAGCAAGCAAAAUCAAUGAUGGAAGGUAUGGAGAAGCUAGGAGAUCGGAAAAAAGCAGAAGAUGUUGAGAAGGUGAGACGACUUAUUCGAAAUUUGCAAGAGCAAGAACAAGGAUACAGAGGACUGCUUCAAAAUUCUCGGGCUCAGAGAGAUGGAGAGAAUGAUGAUGUUGAAGAAGAGCGAGAGGACACUGCUGUCAAAAUGGAGUCAAAGGAGGAUUCUGAUGAUUCGUCUGUCGAUUUGGAAUUCCAGAACUCCGAAACUUCCGAAAACUCUGAGGGCUCUCGACCACGCAUUGAAUCAAAACUUGGACUUGGGUCUGACGAUGAGGAAGAUGCGUUUGCAGAAGCAUUGAGAGGGGCAGUCGGCAGCACUGUUGAGAACUCAAAUUCCAAUAGAACAAUGGAAGCGGUGGAGAAUGCCCUUGAACAACAGCUGCUCACUCUCCCUGGGGUUCCAAUGCAAGAGACCGAAGAAGGAGCCAGUGGAGCUACUGCGGUGGAUGAUGGUGAAGGACUUUCUGCCCAUCACCAAGAGUUGCUGAAUAUUCUGAGAGAAAAGCAACAGCAACUUCAGUCCCUGAUGAGCCGACAAGAGGAACUCAAUUUGAAGCGUAGGGAGACUGAGAAAAAAUUGUUGGACGCACAAGCCAGGGAUAACAAAGCAAGGGCAGCUCUCGCCUUGGUCAGCACAAAUAAACAAAUAGUCCAGAAACAGCUGAUGGCCGAGCAAGCCCAAAGCCUGGACCUUAUGGCUGCCAUAGCCAGCAGAGGUGGUAUGGCUCAGGAAGAGGAUGAGCUGGAGGAUAAUGAAGAGGAGGAGGAGGAGGAAGAAGAGCAGAAAGGAGCUGUGGGUGGUGACAGUGGAGUGCUCAAGUCAAACAUUGUAGGCUACCCGGAGUCAGAUGAUGAAGAUAAUUCCAACGUUCGGGAAGUGGAGGGUGCAAGCUUGCCCAAUGAGUUGCUUGAGUUGAAGAGGCAGCUCAACUUUCUGCGAAAUGAAUUUUCUAGAAGUGACGAAGGGCAAAAGAAUAUGGAGGUGGAAAGUCAAGCCCUGACAGAGGAUCGACAACAGCUGCAGAAUAAACUGUUGGAGCUCCAAACCAAGAAAUCUCGUAUGGAUAAGCUGCUUCAUGAACUGCAGAUGCUUCAUGAACAACCGCUGGCAAACCCACGGAAUAAUGAGUCACAGCCUUUGCUGAGUGGCAGUAGUCAAGCUCUUUUAACCAACAUCCCGUCAUCUGGAGCCCAGCCUAAACAGAGAGCGCAGCAGGCUCAGCUGCCAACCCCACCUCCCUUGCCCCCGUUACCUUCCUUUCCCAACAUGGCUGCCAGCUCGAGCUUGCCCGCCAGUCUGCAGACUCGAAUGAAUGAUGUAGCGACUGCUGCUCCAAGUGCUUUAGAGAGUGCAAUGGCAACAUUUUCUGAACUGGCUAGUGCUGAUGGGGAGAAUAAUAUGGAUCCACAGAUGUACUCUGAAGUGACUGAGAAACUGAGGCGUCUGAAAGAAGUCCGAGGACAGCUGGAUCAGUUACGUGGAUUAGUCCAGUAUUAUCAAACUCAGAAAGAUGACAUGGAAGCAAGGGAUGGGGACGACCAGUCUUCCUUGCCAGGUUUCAGCGACAGUGGAGAAAGAGCUCUUUCGAACACCCAAGCCGGCUCUGACCUCCGGGGAAGUCGUUCAUCGCUGCAACAACGUCAGCCCCAACAACAGCUGGACCUCCUUCUGCUUCAGCAACAACAGCAGCAGCAGCAACAGCACCAGCAGCAACAAAAACAACAAAAGCGGUGGGCUAAAGAGGAAGAGAAUGCUUCUGCUGCUGUAGCAGCGGCAUCCUCUCUACAGAACAUGGCUCAGCUGCUGAACUUGGCCGGGGCAGACCAAGGUGAUGAGCACUCGGAUGAGGACAAUGCCUCUGUUUCGCAGUCAGAUUCUCAGUGGUCACAUCUAGGCCCCUGGGAUGAUGACCCGGAGAUUCAAGAGAAAGUCAAGAAAUUGAAGGCAGCCAAAGAAAAACUUCGUCAGCUCCAGGACCUGGUGGCUUUUGUCCAGCAGUCGCCCGACGCUGCCCGGGCUCUCCCUGAGAACCUGGGGGACCUGGCGGCCAGUGUAGCGGAAGAGGCCGUGUCACAGGCCACACAGACAGAUGAGCCUAACGUCUCCGUGAGCGAGGGGGAGGUGCCCAUUGAUGCUCAGAGGAGAGAAGAGAUGGAUGCCAUCGAUGGUCUUGAGAACCCAAGAGCUGAGCUGGAGCGGCUGAGGAAGGAAAGGACACGUCUGUUGGAGCUACAGAGUCAGCUGAAGCAGAUGCACGACAUUGUUGGCGGGAACUCUGGGGACCAGGAUGAGAGAUCGGAGCAGAGCAGAGAUAUGGGAAAGUCUGGACAGGAGCAAGCUCCCAAUGCCACUGUUGUUACUUUUGCAUCAAAUGAUGAACUGUACAGUAAAAUGAGACGCCAAAGAAUUUUGAGGGAAGAGCUGAGAUCGAAAAAGAAAGAACUGGAGGCUAUUAUGAAGAAAGACAGAAACAAGAGACAAUACUCAAGGAAUCAAGACAAUCAAAGUGACACUGUGUCGCUUAACACAGAUACUUUCGGCAUCCCAGCCAGUGUCGAUGCCACCAUGGCCACAUGGGGUGGAUCAACUGUUGACAAUCUUGAAAACAUCACAGAGGAUGAAGAUGGACAGGAGAGGAACGACAGAGUUAAUGGGGAUGAAGAUGGAGUUGAUGAUGGUUACCCUAGUGAUGGAAUCGUCCAGGUGGAGGAGGAAGAAGAAGAAAACGACAGUGACAAUGGUACUUACACCAUAGAGGCUGACGCUCGUCACAGAAAGUCUCUUAGAAAAGGUGCCAGCAUGGGCAUAGGUGCCCGACCAAAGACUUCCAGAGGCAGACAGACAUUCCCCCAGCCCAGCUAUAAUGAUAGAAAUACAAAGAAACCACAAAGGAAAGAAAGUAACAGAAAGUCUCAAAGAAGGAAUAGAGAAGCCAAACUUCGUCAAGAGAACUAUCGAUCCGCUGAAGAGAUUAUGCAGGAUGAUGAAGUGAAAGGAAAGAGUGGAGAGUGGUUUAGGGUGGUGGAGGAUCGCCUCAGCAAUCUCAGUGGUUCAGUGGAAGCUUUACUGAGGAAGUCGGAAUCGGAGAACCGACAGCUGAGUGUUUCGCUCAGUCAAGAAAAUGCCCCUCAAGGAGGCAGCCUCCUGAACCCUGUCCAAGAGCAGAUGCUCCAGUUGCAGAACCAGUCGAUGAUGCUGAGCUUUGGCCAGUUGGUCCAGUCUCUGUCCAGGCAGCAGGUGGACAUGCAGCAGCUACAGCAACAGAUGCAGAUGUUGCAACUUCAGGUACAAGAGUAUCAAGGUGAUCACAGUUUUCAGAACUUGACUCCUGGUGCAGGGCCGGUUUUACGUCCAGCUCUCUCCACGACAGCUUUGAACAACAGCAAUUACAACCUACAGGCUGCUACCACUGUAGGGGCCCAGUCAAUCAGCCUUAGUCGGCACCAGACUUCCCUGAACAACACAGCCCCAGCAGGAUUCUUAAGCAGUCACAGUCCUGGUCUCCGAGGUCCUAACCCAUCCUCUGGACAUGGUCUUUCCUCCAGCAACCUUUCUCUCGGUGGGCAGGGCCCUGGACUUUCAAGCAGCCUGGCUCAUCUUGGGACAGGGCUCAGUGUCAACACAGGCUCCCACUCGUCUUUACCACAACAAAGCACAGGCUCCGGAUUUGUUUUCAACCCCUUGGGCCAGUCCACUUUAGUUUCUAUGCCUCAGCAAAGCAAUGUCCACCUGUCCCAUGGGGGCUCCUCUGCCUCAACCAUGACCCGAGACUUCAGCCAGUUUGUGAACACCCUUACACCUAACUCAGCCUCACAAGCCGACUCCCUUGCCCAGUUCUCUAACCUGUUUGGCUCUAGCAGCCAGCAGCAGCAGCCUCAAGGUAUGGGGUCCGGGUUCCCCUCGUUCUUCUCACAGAAUGUCAACGAUGACGGGAACGAUGAGGACGGAGACCAGGAGUUGGACGAGAGCCCUGUGCCCAGAAUGAGUUCCUACUUGAAGCCUGAACUUCAAAAGCAGGGCAAAAGAAAGCAAGGCAGCAGAGUUAAGAAAUCUGAAAGUGACCCAACUUCAGGUCUGAGAAUGUCAACGCCUAAAGUGGAGAACUCCUUGAGUAGAAGUCGGGAGGCACUGGCAUCUCGCAAGCGCUUGUCUCAGCGUGAGGGUGGAGUGAGUUACCGCUCAGGGACCAGCUCUGGAGGUGCUGAUGCGGCUGCCUACGCCUCGCUCAUUGCUGGAGCGGAGGGGGAUGCUGGCUCAAGCUUCUCCAGCAUUCAGUCCAUCAAGGAUGAGCAUUCCAGACAGAGAAAUGAACAGACUAGUGCAAAAUCCAUAGACCUGCCUGAUGACAACAACACCCUGUUUGAAACGCUGAGAGAGACCAUCUACUCGGAGGUUGCUUCCCUCAUCUCCCAGAACCAGAGCAGACCCCAGUUUCUCCUGGAGCUGUUCCGUGAGAUGCGGCAAGUGGACUCAGACUUCAUGAGGCAGCGGACGCUUAACUCCUUACAGGAUGUGAUCAAUACCACACUCAAGUCGGGCAGCGCAUCUUCUUCGAAUGCUCCUGCUUGGUUGAAAGCUGCCAACACUGCAGACACAGCCAACUCUGAACAAACACCCAGUGAGAGUGUUACUUCUGAGGAUGACGAAGAAUUGCAGGUUACCCGCCUUCAAGAACAGAUCACCCAGGCAGAAAGGAGUCUUCUUGGCAGGCUGAGUCGGGACACCGGUCCUCUUCGUAACUUUCCUUUCGACUACGCAGAGGCUGCAGAUCACCCCAGCUCUCUGUCGACGCCCACAAAUGGGACCGAAGACUCACCUUUUUUUCAGGAUGCCCUGGGAGAGACAGUGAUAGAAUUUCAGAGUCUGAGACUUAAGGAGGCGGAGAGGCUGCAGUCCUCCCAGGGUAGAGGAGGAGGAGGUAGAAAAGAGGGGUCAAAGAGGCAGGGGCCACAGGCUGAGGGAGGGAGGAGAACUCAGUCUAGAUGGGGUGAGAGCGGCUUUCUGUCAUCACACCAGUUACUGACAGACAUCAAAAGGCGAGGUCGCGAGGAUCGUCGUGGCCGGGAGGAGCUUGGAGCUACUGCUGCGGCAGGGAAACUGUUGUUGGAUUCACAGACCAGCGAGGUGGCCAGCAGCUCGGCUAUGGACCAGGCCAGUGAGAGUUCUUUCUCUGACGUGCCAUAUCCUCGCAUUGACAUGAAGGAGCUGGACCGUCAGAUCAAGGACAUCAUGAUGGAGACAAUCCCUGUGGUGAAGCUGCACAUGGAGGACGUCUGCUCCCCGCAGCUGUUGGCCUACAUCAAGCGUCUGGUGCUCUCCCUCACGGCACAGCUGGGCAACCAGGAGUUUGCCCGAUUCUUCCAGCGCCAGCUCGCCUCCAUCCUGCAGGACACGCUGAACAAAUACGAGGGGCGCAAAAUGCGAGAGUGUGGUGAAGACUUGCUGGUAGAAAUGUCGGACGUCCUCUUCAAUGAGCUUGCUUUUUUCAAACUGAUGCAGGACUUGGAUGACCCCAAUGUGGCUGGGAAAAUCCGGGCUGCAGAGUGGCCCAGUCAGAUGUCCCAAGAGAGAGAAGAUGAGGGUCUGGAUUAUAAUGCAGACUCAAGCUCUACGGAAGAGGAUGGUGAUGAUGAGGAUGAGAAUUGUGACAGGAACAGAGAUGGGACAGAUAAUGCUGCCCCUGGCAUGGACAAAGCCCAGCAGGGUUUCCGCAUCUCUGAAGCCGAGCAAGAUGUACUUGGAAGAGAGCGAGAUGACGAGAUGGCGAAUGAAGUGUGUAUCCGAGAUGCAGAGGAGAAAGACGAUAAUGACCCUGAGCAGUCAUACAAAAUAGAGCUGGCUCCGAGUGAAACGAAACCAUUCACAAGGAUUGGAAGUGAUGAGGACGACUCUGAUGGUGAUGAAGAGCAGAGCAUGGAGGAUCCGAGCGAGACAGCGGUGAGCCGUGACUCUAUGCUGGAAAAUGGCCAGACCUUCGCUCCCAACAACAACAAUAACUCUGCCGCCCAGCACUCUGUCCGUCCAGAGACAGAAGGCGCUCAGGGCUCGGCUGUGGACAGCGUGACGCUUCGAAGCAACGGUGCGGAGAAACAGGACCAGGAGAAGCCCGUGGCGGCUGUUGCAACAGCGGUGUCAGGGAAUGUGGGCUCCUCGUCUUCGCCUGGCUCUAAGAUGGUCACCACUGCUGCAGCUCGUGGUGAAGUAGAUGGGACUACUAGCACUGCUCAGAUGAAUGGAUCGAUCAAUGGGAGAAAUAACAGCGAGGAUGAUGAGCUAACAGUGGACGACCUGCCCGAAAGGCUGACAGUUCCACCAGCUUCGACGUCGGCAGCAGCUGUCACAAACGUCAGCGCAUCAUCCACCAGCACGACAUCGACUGCGUCUGCUGCCAACAGCACGGCCAACAACACUCCAGAACUGAGAUGGAAAAUGGAAGAGGAGCAGCAUUCUGUGAGUGGUCUUGAAGCUGUCCUUGCAUCUCUCGAAGGCUUCCAAGAGCUGGCUGGUGACCCACAAGCCCUGAUAGACCCGGAUUCCUUCAUUUCCUAAUGUACAGUUUGUCACCCCACCCCCAUCUCAUUGUGCAUCCAGAACUCUCUGGCUUUUUCCUCUGUUUCUCUGAAGCAUUGGUGCACUAUGCAACAUAUUAUAUAAUAGACUUUGUUCAUUAUAAGUUGGAAGUCGUAUGGUUAUUUCUACCAAGUGUAUGAGGUCAUUAUGUUAAAGUUUUUCACGGACUCAAAAGGGGAUUUUUUCCAACAUUCAUUUGUGGUCACCUUUGAGGAUCUGAUUUUUUGUGAGCGUGUUGUUGUGGAAAGUGUUGUGUUCUAUGGAAGAGUUCAAACUGAUUUCUUACAGAGUUUGUGAUGGGAACUUUUUUUCACUUUUGUUCUUCUACUUGUGUUUCUUUGGAUCUAAGUUUUAUAUAGUAUGUGUGGUGACAGGCAAGUUGUCCUUUCUCUUGCUGUACCACCCCAAAAAAAAAGAAAUCUUUUCCCAUGUCCCUUUUCUGAUUUGUGUUACAAUAAAGCAAUGUCCAUGAUUCGGUUUUGUGUUCUAGCCUUCCCUGUUCUUAAAUAUUCUUGCCUUACUGAUACUAGUAAUGCAACUGACGUCCAAGUCUUAUCAUUUGUUGUUCUGUUGAUGUGCUGACAACUUUUUUUUUUUAAUUCACAAUUAUGAAUAAUUUUUUUCCUACUACAGUGUUGUUGAUGUCAGACAAAUGUUCGUCCUCCGUUCUGUGUGAAUGUGAAGGUAAUUUGAGAUUUUUCUUCUUGUCCUAUCAAGUCCCUUUUUAAUGAUUGUAGAAAUAGUUUUAAAUGAUACCGUUUGUCUCGGUUAUCAAAAUGUUUCAUUAUUAAUGUCAACUAUUGUUGCGUGAAUGGAUUAUCAAAACAGUGUAGUGUGUGGAGGUGUGAUCUAUCAAAAUCAAAUAAUAUAUCAUUCACAUCUUUCAUGAACAAAUUAUUGAAGCGUAUAUGUGCGAAAUCCUUGACCUGUCUCUCUAUACUUGAACUUUUUCAAUCUUGUUUGUAUAAAGUUUAUAGGGUUUUUAGGUGUGCAAAGUUCUUUGUUUUUGUAUUUGUAUUUGAUUUUUUAAAGCGUUAACCAUCUGGCUGAAGUGAAGCUUCUUGUUUGAAUAUGGGCUUAUCAAAAUGUAUGGUAAUGCUUAUCUCAUAGCUUACUUCCCUUAUUUUGUACUUACUAUUAAUAUUAAAUCAGUUAUGUAAGGGUUGGGUUGUUCGUCUAGCGAUGUCAUUAUCCAAUAUAUGCUUAUAAUCUGCUUGAGAACAUUGGUGUUUUAAAAGAUUAUCUAUUUGUAAGGAAGGGUCGCGAUAGCUUUUUCAAUGAGUUGGUAUAUAUCAGGGUAAACUUAUCACUUGCGGUCCUUAAAUGAGUAACCCUUCUCUUUGUUGAUGCGGUGACAAAUAAUUUGCUUUUGUGGUAACUUUUUGUUUUUGUUGUCAAAUUUUUACAUUUCUGAAAAAAUCAUUGAAUUAACCAUUUGGAGGGACAAUGUUCCUAAAUUUAUAAAUUUAUUCCCAAAACAUGGUCUGUUUCAUCGCGUUUUGGUCAGUGUCCUCACUGAUCGCUCAUGACAAGAGUUAGUGAAGUUCGUAUCAUAGUGAAUGUAAUUUCACUAGUCUUGAAGAUCUUCUUUGGAAAUAGUGGUAGUAACCUUGGAUUAUUACCCCUAGGAAAGUUGAAACAUUGUAUUGGGUUAAAGUGAGUUUUUGUCAAAGAGCUGAGAUUUUCACGAAAAGAAGCUAUUUGGGUCCCUGCUUUCUCGUCUGACUCAUUGUAACGGUACCCUUUACUUAAAGCACAGAUUUGUUCUUUACAGAGUGGCUGCAGACAGCUUUUCCUUUGUGUCCUUUUUGUAGAGUUGACUGUAGGGGAAUGUUGAAAAUCCUUCAGUCUGUUUUCAUAGUUUGCUUUUGUUGAAAUUGUUGACUGGUCAGAGCAAACAUUCCAUCCAAAUCUUCUGCUGUUGCCAUUGUGUUGGGACUAAAUAAUUGAUAUCAACUGAUGUUUUGUGACGCAGUGUACCACUUUAAUUUCUCAAAUGUUUCUCUGCUCAAAUAAGUUGUCUGUUAGUCCAAAGAUUUUUUUACCAUGUGUAAGCAUCGACCUUUUUAUUUUUGUGAUUAUCAUUCUUUGGCGCUCUUGAUUUUCAUAAACUGUUUUAAAAAUAUUUCAAAGUCAAAGGGCUGUAAACUUUAUUGAGUUUCUGGUUAAGUAUGACAGUAUGUAGUAGAGCAUACCUCGGCUCAAGUCUUUGCUGAGCAUCAUUUAAUUGUUACUUGAAUUACGUAAGUUUGGGAACAUGAUUGUUUUGGGGGUUUCAAUGAUUUUCUUGCAGUUACUGCUAUGCAAAUUAUUGCACCAUUUUAUUUCUGCUACAUUUUUUUGUACAAGUAGGUUCUGUAUUCUUUUCUUAGCCGUUUAUUGUCUACUGUUUUGUUGCAUCCAGUUGAAGCUGUCAUGGGAAUUUGCCUCGGCGGAGUUACACUAUCAGUUUAACAUGGAGCUGGCAUUAUUUUUUCCCUCUCAAAACUGCUUCCCCCCCUCCAAGUACACCCAUGUAACUGUAGACGUAGACUUGUAUGGCAGAUCUGUAAACUUUUGUCGCCUGUAUUAUUCUAUGUCUUAGAAAAGAGAUGUGUCAGCUCUAGUAAUAUAGAAUGUAUUUGAUAAUGUUCUCUGCUGUCCUAGGAAUGUUUUUCUCCUCUGAGCUUACGUCCUUCCAUUGCAGUGGGAUGUAGCACUGAACUGGUCAGAAGCUGUGCCGAACAAACGUGUAUUUGUGUAGACACAGGUUGUCCUCUUAUCAGGUGACCAAGACUGGCUACAAGAAUAUAUAUAGCUGUGAUAUAACAAUACUGCAUUCUCUUUAUGUCAAGUCUGAUGACAGCAUCAUGAAAAGUGACAUAAUACACAAAGUGAAGUUGAUGCCUGCACAUCUGUUUAAUGCUAGCUGUCUCGUAUAUAUGGGUUUGUGGUUAGCUUCUGUUGAUUUCUUCAGAAUAUGAUAAUCUGGUAUUAAAUGGAAUGUGAUGGCAUUUUCAUAUCUUAGUUUUGUGGUUGUUCAGUCCUACUUUGGAAGGUUAGGUGUGUUUGAACUGAACAUUGUGUUUUUUUGCUUUUUUUUUUUUCAUUUCUUUGUCUUCAAAGUUUAUGUUUUUGUCCAUCACUCGUUAUCGGCCAUUGAUUUUGAUCUGAAAAUUAUUGAUUGCAAUUGUAGCAAUUUGUGCUCGUCUUGUAUCUGAAGUGAAGCUAAUAGUCCUGCUCCUGGCUGCGGAUUAUAACAGACUAUUUGAUGUGUUGGCUUCAGGCCUGUUGUGAUGGACAUACAAACCCUGUACUUCUUCAAGAUCAAAAUAAAUUAAUCUUCAAAACAGUGGACCAUUGACGAGGUAUUUUUCUGCUGUUUUAUAUGUUAAAAUGCUAUAUGUUCAAAUUUUAAAUGUUAUUACUAAUUCCUACAGCAGACGGCGCUAAGAACUUCACCUGAAGAGCGCGAGAUAUUUGUGAACCAGUUUUUCUCUAUCUGUUGAGGCGAUGUUCCUCCCCUUAAGAUCUGUGAGUGUCAACCACAAUUUAGACUCUUGUGAUAUAAUUCUGAUACCAUGUUGUAUGACUGAGUUGAAAUAAACUGCGUUUGUGUUUAAAUGAA
Messenger RNA from Aplysia californica (California sea hare), 10993 nucleotides. RefSeq names its product pericentriolar material 1 protein. Lineage: Eukaryota; Metazoa; Mollusca; Gastropoda; Aplysiida; Aplysiidae. The transcript is spliced from 43 exons. Gene Ontology annotation, cellular component: ciliary basal body; centriolar satellite; centrosome. The record is from RefSeq and is a predicted model, not a curated record. The coding region runs from base 142 to 7365 and encodes 2407 amino acids. Gene Ontology annotation, biological process: cilium assembly; intraciliary transport involved in cilium assembly; microtubule anchoring at centrosome.